Messenger RNA from Anolis sagrei ordinatus, 4552 nucleotides. NCBI's taxonomy places the organism in Eukaryota, Metazoa, Chordata, Lepidosauria, Squamata, Anolidae. The record is from RefSeq and is a predicted model, not a curated record.
GGAUGCGUGUGCGGAAGGAGGCUCGCGGGCCGGUGACGCAUGCCAAGCUCCAGCGGUGGAAGGAUAAUGAGGAUGCGAUGAGGAGGAGGAGGAUGUUUUGACUCACUCACCCUGCCAGCCGCUCUUGCAAUCCUCCCAACCUCUCGCCUCCUUUGCGUGACUUUUCUCAUUUCAUCCUUGCCGAAGGCGAGCAAAACAGAUGCCUUGAAAGAGACUUAGACGGAAAGGGAUUUUUUUUCGGACUGAACAUCGGGCGUCGCUCCCAUUUGAAUGGCUUCCCCAUUUUUCCACUAGCCAUGUCCCAAUCCCAGAUUUGAAACCUGCAGUGUUGGGAGAUCAUGGAGGCCGUCGACGUGCCAGUGGGGAACCUCAUUGACUUUGACUCAGAGCCAUCCUCCACGUCCGAAUCUGUCGCCAACGCACCUCUGUCUGCCAAUGGUAACGGGUUCCUAGACCACAUGAAGGACAAUGACGAUGAUGUAGUCGAAGAGGAGAGUGAUGCCACGGAGUCAGCCGACAGCGAGAACGACACCACGGACUCUCCCACCCAUCACAGCUGGAACAACCACCGCCGGUCCUCAUCGGAAUCCUAUUCUUCCAACCAGAGCACCGAGUCCGCCAAGGACGAAGCCACGGUGGAGCAACGCGAGUUCAUUCGGCAAUAUGUGGAGAAGCUCUUUGCUGGCGGAGAGGAGUUUGACCAAGAAGAGAAGGCCAGGUUUGGGGAACUCUGCAGCGGUGAAAACGCCAAAGGCCGGGAGUGGUUUGCCCGAUACGUGAGCGCCCAGCGCUGCAAUUCCAAGUGCGUUUCGGAACAGACGUUCUAUCGGCUCGUUCAGUCCUUUGCGGUGGUGCUCUUUGAGUGCUUCCAAAUGGAUGACUUUAGUCCUGCCAAGAACCUGAUGACCAUGUGCUUUACUUAUUAUUACAUCGGGAAGCCGCAAGCCCUGCCUCCUGAAUCCAAGGAGAAGGCAUCCGGCAGCAUGGAUUCCUACCUGAAGUCUGCAAACACCUGGUUGGCAGAGAAGAAGGACAUUGCGGAGCGGCUCCUGAAGAACACUUCAGCCAAAACGGAGAACGUCAAGGGCUUUUUCGGGAGCUUUGAGAGCAAGAUGAAGGGCCCUGUCCCCAAGAAAAAUGAAAAUGGUGAAGAAAAGCCAAAGGAAAGGAUCCAGAAAUCAGUUUCCCUAUAUAGUCCUGAAGAAGAAGAAGAGAAAACAGGGGAGAAGAUUUACUUGUAUAUGCAUCUGAAGCAGCAGCCCAUUUGGCAUACCUUGAGGUUUUGGAACGCGGCCUUCUUCGAUGCUGUCCAUUGCGAAAGGCGGAAGCGGUCCCCCACCACCAGAGGGAAGGCUGGAGAGGAAGAGGAAACGAGGGAGAAAUGGUGCCAUAUGACCCAAGAAGAACGGGACGACAGCCUCCGCUUUAAUGAGAACAUCACCUUCGGGCAGUUGGGGACUUUCACUCACAACAUGCUGGCGUUUGGGUUGAACAAAAAGCUUUGCAAUGACUUCCUGAAGAAGCAAGCCGUGAUCGGCAACCUGGAUGAAGAGCAAUUCAAGCUGCUCAGCGACCACAUUGAAGAAAUGGCUGCUGAAUAAUGGAAUCGUGGGGAAAAUUGAGAGAGAGAGACAGCCAGUUGGGGUUGAAAUACGGCCACUGACCGGAAGAUUGAAACGGGCGUUGAACCGCGGAUGAGGACAAAGACGGACCUGCAUGACUGCCAUCCAACCGCGUUGCGCUGCUCCCCGUCAAAGACGUCCCGGGACACCACGUCCCAUCAUCCACAGCCUCCCCUCCCUUUGGGGCCUUUGGACUGAAUGGACAGGACAUGGAAGGGUUGCAUCGAAGCGCAUGGGCAGGGCUGGACCCUUGCAGUGGGGAGAGCGGCCUUCGUUCGCAGAGGAAGGGACCCUCGUUUGCCUUCCCUCUUGAGCCUCGCUGCCGAGUAUUUUGUGUAUCUGUCUGUGUCAUUCUUUUUCUAGCAGAGUGUGUACAAAAGGGAGAAGCACACAGCAUCAUCCCUGGUGGCUUUCCAGUCAUUUGGAAAGCCCUCCCUCCCUCCCUUCAUUUCUCUCCUUUUCUUUCUUCCUUUUUUAUCUCUAUCCUUUCUUUCCUUCUUUCUUUUCUUCCCUCCCUCCUUUCCUUUUCUUUCACCCUCCUUCCCUUUCCUCUUUUUUCUUUCCCACUUUCCUUUCUUCUCUCUCUCUCUCUCACUCCUAUCCUUUUCUUUCAUCCUCCUUCCUUUCCUUCCUAUCUUCAUUCCUUCUUCCUUCUCCUUCCUUCCUUUUUUCUUCCUUCCUUCCUUAUCCAUUCUUUCCCCCUUCUCUCUCACUCCCUCUCUUUUCUUCUUCUCUUCCUUUCCCUUCCUCUUUCUCCUUUCUUUUUUCUGUCUCUAUCCUUUCUUUCCCUCUUUCUUAUCUUUCCUCCCUCUUUUUUUCCUUUUCUUUCAUCCUCCUUUUACGUUUUCUUCCCUUCCCUUUCUUUUCCUCUAUCUUACCAUUUCUUUCCUUUUUCACUUCUUCUUCCCUUCCCUUCCUUCUUCCUUUUCUUUCUUUUCAACCUCUAUUCCCCUUUCUUCUCCUUCUUCCUUUCUCCUUCCAUUUUCUUUCAUCUUCCCUCUCCCAUUCAUCCUUCUCUCCAUUCCUCCACUUCCCUUCUUUCUUCUCCUUCUUCCAUUCUCCUUCCUUCCAUUUCUUUUCACCUUUCCUCUCUCUGUCUUCCUUCUCUUCCCCAUCUUCAUUUUGUUUCUUCCUUUCCCUCUUUUUCCUUCCACCCUUCCUUACCCCCUUUGUUCCUUUUUCUUUACUUCUUCCUUCCCCUUACACUUUUUCAUCCCCCUUUAUUUCCUUCCUUUCUUCCCUUUCACCCUUCCUCUUCCUUUCUUCUCUUCCUUCCUCUUCUUUUUCCUUCUUCCUUUCCCUCCUUCCUUUCUUCCCUUUGGCCCUCCCUCUCCCCUAUCUUCCUGUCUUCCUUCCUCUUAUUUUUCUUUCUUUCUUCCUUUCCCAUUUUCUUUUCUUCUUCCUUUCUUCCCUUUCACCCUUCUUCUUCCUUCCUUCUCUUCCUGUUUUCCUUCCCCUUCUUUUUCCUUCUUCCUUUCCCUCCUUCUUUUCCUUUCCUUCCUUUCUUCCCUUUCACCAUCCCUCAUCCUUCCCUUCCUGUCUUCCUUCGUCUUCUUUUUUUCUUUUUCUUUCUUCCUCUCACUCUUUUCUUCAGACACAUUUUGAGUGGAGAAAUCAGGACAGGGAUCCAUCCCCCUUUGCUUUGCUUUGCUUUGCAUUUGGUUUUGCAAGCGAACGCAACAGAGUGAAAUUUGCAAGGGAAGUGAAGUGUGCAAGGAAGCCAACUGCUGCCGUUUUCAUUCCGAGGGUGUUUUUGUUUCAAGUAUAUAUAAAUAAACUCUUGUCCUAGCAGUGACUCUCCUCCCUGGUAGAUCUCAGAGCCAUCGUGGGCUUCUCAGCCUGAGAAGAUUACUCCUUGCCAUCUGUCACAGUCUUGGCGACAAUCUGACCCUUCUUAGCGUGAAACCGUCGAGUACAGCUUUGUUCCUUUUUAUGUAUUACUCAAUGUUUCUGGAUAAUUUGGCAUUGAGCCUUGUGACUCUUAGCCAGGAUUUAGGAAAUCCCACCAUCCCCUCUACAUUGUGAUAAUAAUAUUCCAAUAUUUUGGAUAUUAUUAUUAUUAUUAUCAUUAUUCCUUCAGUAGUAUUAUGUCACUGAACAAGAUCUCUUAAAAAUAGGAGAAGUUAACAUACAAUUCCCAAAUAUUUUUUAAUUCUAUUCCAGGGGAACAGAACUAUCAUCUGCUUAUUAAAAAGGAAUUAAAAAUCUCACCAACAAAUAUUGCAAUUUCCUGCAAACUUUCAUUCUUAUCCUGCAUUUCCUGUCCUGUCCUGUAGAGGGCACCAAAGGACAGAUAACUAGCAAUAUAGUCACUUCCUGUUAAGGUGGUUGUUAUCAUCAUCAUCAUCACCAUAAUUAUUAAUAUCCUGCUUUCCUCUGCAUAAUGAGACUAUUGUUUCCAUGAUCAUGGGUUGCAUUUAUUGUGUAUGGGAGCCAAGCUUUGAAACUUCCAAUCGUAUCUUAAUUUGCAAGAUGUUAUGUUCCCAUUGCUGAAUUAUUUUGCAAAUCUACAACUUCAGAGUUUUCCUCUGUCCCCCCACUUUUUCCUAAAUGACGCUUGAAUCCUCCUCUUAACACUAGAAAUAUCUUAACCUUAAAUAUUCUGCAGUUUUGUUGUUAUUGUUGUUAAGAGCCACCCACCCCCACCCCACCCCAUAGGAUGCGGUUGCAAAGCCAAACCUUUCAGUAUAUCAUCUCCGUAUAUAACUGUGGAAUUCUAUUGAAUUUUUAUAUGCAUACAUAUAUAUAUAAACCGUAUAAGAUAUAUUCGGAUGUGCUGAGUGAGAUUCUGUGAUGACUGAUGUAUUAUGCCAAGACGAUGUGAUUGGUAUCCUUUGUGGAAUAUUGUGGUUUUUAACUCAUGUAUAGAAAGUGUUAUCGAGUCCUGGUUAUUAAAGUUUUGGGAAGUUCAAUAAAAUAAUCUUUCUGUC